AUGUCUGAGGAAUCUGUAACGGAGACAUUGACAAACACAACACACAUAUACGAUACAUACGACUAUUUUAUUCAUCCUCACUGGAAGCGGUUCCCACCUGUUUCGGACUCUUGGCAUUAUUUCGAUGGUAUAUUUAUCGGCCUCGUCGGAAUCACUGGUGUCAUCGGUAAUAUCCUUGUUAUCUGGAUGUUUACAACAAACAAGAAAUUGAAAACGCCAUCAAAUAUGUUGAUUGUGAACUUGGCUUUGAGUGAUCUCACGUUUUCCGCUAUCAACGGUUUUCCUCUCAAAUCAAUCUCUGCGUUCAGUAAAAGAUGGGUGUUUGGAAUCGUUGCUUGCGAACUUUACGGUCUUAUUGGUGGUAUAUUCGGCUUCAUGUCCAUCGGCUCCUUGGCAGCAAUAUCCAUCGACCGCUUCAUUUGCAUAACUAAACCCCUUCAGGCCGCGAGGAUCAUGACGCGAAAAAAAGCCUUCAUCAUGAUUGUCAUUGUUUGGUUAUGGUCAGUGCUGUGGGCAAUCCCACCUCUAUUUGGAUUUGGGGCGUACAUCCCAGAGGGAUUCCAAACCUCUUGUACUUUCGAUUAUAUAUCCAAGACCACCAAAAACCGAUACUUCAUCAUAGGAUUGUAUGUGUUUGGAUUUUUGAUGCCUUUUUUAGUCAUCAUUUGUUGUUACAUCAUGAUACUAAAGGCAAUUAAAGCCCACGGUAGAGAAAUGACGCGAAUGGCAGGUAAAUUGAAUGCAGAAGAAGCUGAUAAAAACAAGAAAGCUAAAGCUGAGAUGAAAAUUGCCAAAAUAGCAUUGAUGUUGGUCUCACUUUUCAUUCUUUCUUGGAGUCCGUAUGCUACAAUUGCAUUAGUAGCACAGUUUGGAUCUGCCGACUUUGUUACGCCUUUGAUGUGUGAAUUACCUGUUCUCUUGGCUAAAACCUCCGCCAUGCAUAAUCCUUUAGUCUAUGCGCUCAGUCAUCCAAGGUUUCGCGCUGCACUGGCAGAAAAGGCCCCUUGCUUUAUGGCCUGUUGUCCUCUCGAGAAGACGCCGACAUCCACGUUGAGUCGACAUGUGGCUGGUCGUACCGCCAGUCAAAGCAGUGCGACAAGCUGUGCUACAAAUUUGAGCGACUGCCAAGGUGGCAUUCAGAUGCAGCCGACGCCGACGGCUUCAAUCAAUCAUGGCGACCUUGUCAAAGAUUUGGUUGGCGCUCUUGUCAACAUGGCGACACAGAACGGACCCCAUGUCGUACCGUCUAUCUAUCUUCCUAACGGCACGGUAAACAGCAGUGGAAUUGUUCCUGCUCCUCAAGUCAACGUUAUCUCAGGUGUGGGACAUCAGAAUCCUGCCUUUGUUCACGAAGUAGAAACAGUAGAAUCCCCCGAUAAUAAGAAAGAGAAGGAGAAUGUUUCAUCCAAGGACGCGGUCAAAGCAUGA
Molecule: messenger RNA, 1428 nt
Organism: Ylistrum balloti
Lineage: Eukaryota; Metazoa; Mollusca; Bivalvia; Pectinida; Pectinidae
Product: rhodopsin, GQ-coupled-like
Exons: 1
Coding region: 1-1428 (475 amino acids)
Biological process (GO): G protein-coupled receptor signaling pathway; visual perception
Cellular component (GO): membrane
Molecular function (GO): G protein-coupled receptor activity
Source: RefSeq, a predicted model, not a curated record